CCAAAACGUUUUCGUGCGCUGCGCUGACAACAUCCUCGCAGGACCAAUAAGCGGACGAUUUAACAGCUCGUGCAAGUUCAAUGUAAAAGCGAAAAUGUAAACAAUACUAACGCACGCGCAACAACAGAAACAACAACAGCAGCUAUAAUAAAACAUACUCUGCCAUAAACUGGAUCUGACUGCCUUCCAGCUGGGAACCGUUGUCGUAUCCCUUCCAGUGAGGCCUGCAGCACACGGCUAGCGACGUUAACAGCGCCACAACAACGUCAGCAGUGCUGUCCUGCUAGUCGUGCUGUGUGCAACACUGGCAAAACUCAGGGAAAUUUUUCCACAAGCACACAUACACACUCACACACACAACACACAAUCACACGCACACACACACGCACACAGCGUUGCUUUACGUUGCCAAAAAAAUAGAAAAGAAACACACAUACCUACACAUGGCCCGGCCAGGAGCCGUCAUCAAAUACGAACGCAACGUGGAAAUGCUGCGGCCAGCGUCAGCGUCAGCGUCAGCAGCAACCGCAGCAAGAGCAGCACCAACAACAACAGCAACUUGCUUGUCUAGUGCGUUGCUGUGCUAAUUGUUAUUUAUGUAUAGUAGUGUAUAUAAAUUUGUGUGAUAUUGCAACAACAAUGCAAAAGCAUAACAGCAAAUAACCGAGAACGAGCGAAGUACAGAAAGUUAGAGGGAGAGAGAGAGAGCGUGCGAGGGAGAUAGAGAAAGCGAACUGUUUUCGACGGUGCAGCGUAAUCAGAAUAAAAGAAAGCGAAAUAAUCCCAAAGAAUAAAGUUUCACCAACCAAAAACAACGACAACUAACGGUUUUGCAACAACAACAACAGGAACAAACAGCAACAGUAACAACACUUAACGGGUCCAAUGUUGCAGCAAACAACAUGCAGCAAACAACAAUGGCAACAGCAUCAAGAAGAAGAAAGAGAACUAGAACAACAAGAACAACCACAGCAGCCACAGCAGCAGCAGCAGCAGCAAGAACAACAGCAAACAGCUAAGGCUUCUAGCUACAGCAACAUAGUGCGCCCUGGCAACAUGGGCUUAAGCAACAUGCUGCCAGCUAGCAAUAGCACCACAACAACGAUAGAUUUCAACAGUCGCCGGCGACGCGGUCGCCUACGGGCCGCCCACAAAUGUUGCCAACAAGUGCCAGCAACAAACACAAAUGUUGCUUAUACAAAACAACAACAAACGAAACAACCAAAACACCAUGCAAAGCUUUUGUUAUCAAUAAUGUGCGCGUACAUUGUCGAUUGUGUAAAUAUUUUAAAACGCUUAGUAUUAUUAACAUUAACAACUACAACUGCAACUAAGAAAAAUAACAACAGCAAUAGGCACGCCCGUGGGCGUGGGCAGCCGCUAUGCUGCCUAAUGCUGCUGCUGCUGUUGCUCUUCUUCUGCAGCGUUCAGGCUCACAAGCCAAAGAGCGUUCACAAGCAACAACAUCAGCCGGCUCACAACAACGAUGUCACGUUUAACAACAUGGCCGACGUGCCGCCCACUUAUCAAGUGAAAUCAUCGCAAACAUCGAACGAGGACGAAGCCGAAAUCCUUUAUCACUCCGCCGAAAUGUUUGGCGAGGAGGAAGAGGACGACCUGUCAGAUGGACGUGAGCCAAGCGGCAGGCAGGUGAACGAGGAUAAUGCGGCCAAUCCACGCGGUAUCAAUGACUCGCUAACCGACAGUUCAAACACCACGAAAACGCCACUAUUUCCAAAGGAUUUAUUCACGAAAGAACAGCUUGAGAACGGCGCUGUCAUCCUGCACAUUAUCGGUGUUAUUUACAUGUUUGUGGCGCUGGCAAUUGUCUGCGAUGAAUUCUUCGUGCCUUCCCUUGAUGUUAUCAUUGAAAAGCUCGGCAUCACGGACGAUGUGGCCGGCGCGACGUUUAUGGCGGCAGGUGGCAGUGCCCCAGAGCUCUUCACGAGUGUCAUUGGCGUUUUCGUGUCGUUCGACGAUGUUGGCAUUGGUACGAUUGUUGGAUCAGCUGUCUUUAACAUACUCUUUGUCAUUGGAAUGUGUGCGCUAUUCUCGCGAACGGUCCUGUCGCUAACCUGGUGGCCACUAUUUCGCGAUUGCUCAUUCUACAGCAUCAGUUUGCUGGUGUUGAUCUACUUUUUUCGCGACAAUCGCAUAUUCUGGUGGGAGGCGCUCAUCCUAUUUACCAUUUACAUUGCCUAUGUGACCUUCAUGAAGUGGAACGUACAGGUGGAGCAUUGCGUCAAGAAGAUGAUUACCAAAAACAAGGUGACUCGCGUCCGAAGUACAGAUCAACUUAUGCCUGCAGGUAAUGCGGCCAACUCAUCGGAAACGUCAAUGGCCACACAGCCGGGCGGUUCGGUGACAUCCCGGGCGGCCAGCGAGACCCGUUCGGGUCCAGCCGGUUCGAGCAAUGCGGGCGCUACAGGUAAUAGCAGUGGUGGGACCGCUGGUAGUACACAAACCGGUGCAAAAUUCCGUCAUGGCCUAUUACAGCUAAUGAUACACACCAUAGAUCCACUACACGAUGAUGAUGUUCCAGGCAAAGUGGACGAGAAGGCAACUCAGCUGCAUGCCAUUGCCUCGCUUAAGGUGCUGCUGGAUGCAACAAAACCGCAACGUGGUGGCGCCACUACCUCGGCGGCCAAUCACGUCAAGAUUAACCUCAAGGAAACAACGUUGGCCGAUCGACCCAAUGGGAAUAUCGAUACGACGCUCGAUUCGCCAUCCUUAAGUGGUCGACGUCCUAGCUGGAUUGAGCAGAGGGUCAAAAUUCAGACACGCAAAUUUAGCAUCAAAGCUCCCGAAAUAAUCGAGGAUGAGCCGGAGCCUUUGAGCAUGGCCUGGCCGGAUACGGCCCGCAAGCGGCUCACGUACGUGCUAGUCGCCCCGCUUCUGGUGCCUAUGUGGCUUACAUUGCCCGAUACCCGGACCCCCCGCGGCAAGCGCUACUUCCCUGUCACCUUUAUAGGCUCCAUCGUGUGGAUAGCCGCCUUCUCCUAUCUUAUGGUCUGGUGGGCAAACGUCGCAGGUGAUACGGCGCGCAUACCGCCAGAGGUUAUGGGCCUUACCUUCCUGGCGGCGGGCACAUCCAUACCGGACUUGAUUACGUCGGUGAUUGUGGCGCGCAAAGGCUUUGGCGAUAUGGCUGUGUCUAGUUCCGUUGGUAGCAACAUAUUCGACGUGACUGUGGGCUUACCAAUACCCUGGCUACUCUAUGGGAUUAUCUACGAUGCACCCGUUGAAGUGAAUUCGGUGGGCAUGGUGUGUUCCAUAACCAUAUUGUUUAUGAUGCUCGUAUUUGUGGUGCUAUCAAUUGCCUGCUUCCGUUGGCGCAUGAACAAGGGGUUGGGCUUUACCAUGUUUCUCCUGUACUUUGUCUUUGUUGCCGUUUCGCUGAUGUUCGAAUAUGAUUUGAUCACCUGUCCCGUAUAAAUCCAUUACGGGGCAGCUCGGCAACUCUGCAACAAAGACAAAAGUGACAAACACCCUCUCACUUCCACUCACACACACACCCACACACACACAGAGACAGAGACACACAUGAACACUCGCAAA
Molecule: messenger RNA, 3558 nt
Organism: Drosophila hydei
Lineage: Eukaryota; Metazoa; Arthropoda; Insecta; Diptera; Drosophilidae
Product: sodium/potassium/calcium exchanger Nckx30C
Exons: 9
Coding region: 886-3435 (849 amino acids)
Biological process (GO): calcium ion transmembrane transport; intracellular calcium ion homeostasis
Cellular component (GO): membrane
Molecular function (GO): calcium, potassium:sodium antiporter activity; calcium channel activity
Source: RefSeq, a predicted model, not a curated record